Messenger RNA from Clonostachys rhizophaga, 684 nucleotides. Lineage: Eukaryota; Fungi; Ascomycota; Sordariomycetes; Hypocreales; Bionectriaceae. The record is from the annotation of a GenBank genome assembly.
AUGGACUUCCCUAUAAUGACGCACGAUGAAGCUAUGGAUGAGAUCAAUACAUGCCUGGCGGAACUGAACACCGCCAAGACGGAGAUUGAGAAAUUGGUGGCCGAAAAGAAAGGUCACCUGGACGACAUUCAAGGAGCCCUCGCUUCCCUCGCAGCAAUCGACCGCACUGUUGCAAACAAAAAUCCAGACUGGGCUAAGAUCAAAGACCACAACAUCCCGGCAGGCGCCAGCAUGUUGAGAUCCGAGAUACAACGUUAUGAUGAGGAUGUUAAAAAGACAAACGACCAGAUUCGAGAGAAAUGGAACGGGGUGAAGAUCGCAGUUCUGGGCGACUGGUCAACCGAAUUGUCGGAAGAAGAAGCUGAUCGCUUCAUGGAUGAGUCCUGGGCGCUUUACUUCGAGGUAAGGAAGGCAGCUGAUGAUGGGCUUCGUCUGACCGUUGGCGGAGACAACACGGAGUAUGCUUUUCGCGACGACGAGGUAGAGUCGGAGUAUACUUUGGGCGGCCAUGAAAACGACAUACCUUGGAGGACCCGACUAGCCCGAGCUCACAGGCAACAGAAACAGCAGAAACAACAAAAGGAAGAAACCCCCCGCGAGCAACAGGCAGAACAAAAGGAAGACCCUCCCGCGGCCCUCAGACGCAGCAAAAGGAAAAGGAAGAGAUCCCCCGACGGACCAUAG